AUGGAAACUGGAGGAUCAACGAUGCUUCUAUCUGAGGUAAUUCGCUGUGUCCUCAACGAAGUCAGCAUCCAAUUCAAUUUGUGGCUCACCGGAACUGCCAAGCUCCAGGUGUGUCUUGUAGAUGAAUCGACGCCUUCCCUGCUCGAUUGUCAAUCAGCUGCUGCUGGUCCUGUAGUGGUGGAUCUGCCCAGGAUUGAGAGGCCAUUUCGAAUUGCGCUUAGAGCGGAAUCGCCAGACCAAGGAAUGGUUAUUGUUGAUGACAUCAAAGUCCAGGUAAGUCUUGGGAUCAAGACUAAUCAUAACCGAACGCGGUGUUUGGCAGGGUAGAG
Messenger RNA from Cylicostephanus goldi, 329 nucleotides. Lineage: Eukaryota; Metazoa; Nematoda; Chromadorea; Rhabditida; Strongylidae. The record is from the annotation of a GenBank genome assembly.